Geosmithia morbida is the source of this 1461-nucleotide messenger RNA. Its product is annotated as ubiquinone biosynthesis monooxygenase Coq6. Gene Ontology annotation, molecular function: oxidoreductase activity, acting on paired donors, with incorporation or reduction of molecular oxygen, NAD(P)H as one donor, and incorporation of one atom of oxygen; 2-octaprenyl-6-methoxyphenol hydroxylase activity; FAD binding. Gene Ontology annotation, cellular component: mitochondrion. The transcript is spliced from 2 exons. Gene Ontology annotation, biological process: ubiquinone biosynthetic process. NCBI's taxonomy places the organism in Eukaryota, Fungi, Ascomycota, Sordariomycetes, Hypocreales, Bionectriaceae. Bases 1 to 1461 code for a protein of 486 amino acids. The record is from RefSeq and is a predicted model, not a curated record.
AUGGCUACGAGAAAUCUCAUGCUGCGAAGUACCACGCGUGUCUGUCGGAGCUGUUCACGACGCUCCCAGACCUUUCGGCGCAACUAUUCCACCCGGUCCAACGACUUUUAUGAUGUAGUCUGUGUUGGAGGUGGCCCGGCCGGGCUCAGCCUUCUCGCAGCUCUUCGAGCCAAUCCCGUCACCGCCGGACUCCGCAUCGCUCUCGUCGAAGCUCAGGACCUCGCGAAGGCAUCGACCUUCUCCCUCCCUGCCGACCAAUUCUCCAACCGUUGUAGCUCCCUUACGCCUUCGUCGGCGCACUUCCUCAACUCAAUAGGUGCAUGGCCGCAUAUACAGCGCAACCGCAUCCAAGAGUACCACGAUAUGCAGGUCUGGGAUGGCCUGACCGACGCGCGCAUCGAGUUUAACUGGCAGCCUUCCUCGGCGUCGGGCAAGACGAUUGCAUACAUGACGGAAAACCUGAAUCUGGUCUCGGGACUUCUCAAGCGUAUCCAUGAGCUAGGAGGUGUCGACAUCUUUGAUAAAUCCAAGGUGGAGAGCAUCGAGUUUGGGAAGGAAACGGAAGAGUUUGACUUGAGGCAAUGGCCUGUCGUGCACCUCUCGAGCGGCGAAUCGCUCACUGCGCGACUCCUCGUUGGUGCCGAUGGCGCCAACAGCCCCGUGAGGUCCUUUGCCGGCAUCCAGAGCAGGGGUUGGGACUACGGGAGGCACGGUGUCGUGGCCACUUUGCAGCUUGAUGGUAGCGGGUGGGGUGGUCAAUCUACCAAGACGGCUUAUCAGCGAUUCUUGCCGUCGGGACCCAUCGCCAUGCUCCCGCUCCCCGGAAACGUUGCGUCGCUCGUGUGGUCGACAACACCUAAGAAUGCAGCUAUCCUCAAGAAGCUGCCUCCGAAGGACUUCAUCGCCAUGGUCAACUCGGCCUUCCGACUCCGACCUGUUGACAUCGCCUACAUGCACACGAUGAGCGACGGCCAGAGCGAGGAACUUGCAUGGAGGGAGAAGCACACGCCUUUCGACCUAGAGAUGCUGCCCCAAACUGUCGUGGGUGUCCAGGAAGGUACUGUGGCAUCGUUCCCGCUCAAGCUGCGUCACGCCGACACCUACAUCGGCGAGCGUGUAGCCCUCAUCGGUGAUGCUGCGCACACCAUCCACCCUCUUGCCGGACAGGGACUCAACCAGGGCCAGGGCGAUGUCCAGAGCCUCGCGAAGGCCAUUCAGUAUGCCGUCUCGCAUGGCCAGGACUUGGGCACCCAGAUGUGGCUUGAGUCAUACAACUCGGAGCGGUACGCCGCCAACCACGUUCUCAUGGGCGUCUGUGAUAAAUUGCACAAGUUGUACUCGGUUGAGAGUGGGCCCCUGGUGCCGCUGAGGUCCAUCGGCUUGAGGGCUGCCAAUGCCUUGGGGCCACUGAAGAACUUCUUCAUGGAGCAGGCGUCCGGGACUGGGACCAAUAUGUUCUAG